UUUUAUUAUGGGUUUUGAUUUCUGUUGUUGAAAUUUGUUAUUUCAAACGUUGUUCUAGAUCUUGCAUCCUGAUACUAGUAAGGAAAUAUGUGCUGAAAUCUUCUGUAGCUGUUUCCUCGUUAACCUGAUUGAAGUUAUUAAAAAAGAUAACCUGAUGGACUAUUGGAUUUUUAAUAUUAUUUUUUCUAAUUUUUUUCUUCAUUUUCCAGCUCGAUUCGUUUCGUAAAGUAUCGUUUUUAUUUAUUUAUUUACUUUUGCAUCUUUUUAUCUUGGAUUUAAAUUCCAAUUUCUUGUUUCUUCAAAUAAUGUAGUAGGUUUCUUGAAUUGAGCAAUAUUACAAUGGGAAAACUAUGCCGAUGGCAGAAUAGCUAGGUUGUGUGUGCCUGGCUUCCAAAACCUCAUAUUAUUGCCUCAACUGAUACAUAAUCUGUGUUUUGCUUCACAAGUAGGCUUUGGAGAUAUUCAAAUGCAGUCAACUCCUGAAAAAGCUUUUGUUAUGUUGAAAAGGGAAGCUACCGACUUGGUUGGGUCAAGUUUUACAAGUCACAUGGAUAAUACUUUCCCAGAUGCUGCUUCUUCUGCUUCAUCAUCUGAAGACGAUGACCCUCAGGUGACACAAAAUGAAGAUGAUCUAUAUAAUGGGGAUGCUUCUAAACAGUUAGUGCUCUAUGCUCCUGCUGUCUGUAGUAGUGUUGGUUGCACGCCUCCUGGACCUAUCCAGUGCCGACCUUCUGCAGGUCCAAGGUUUUCUUCAUCUAGACUAUUGCCGUCUGUUGGGGCUUUCACUGUCCAGUGUGACCGUUGUUUUAAAUGGAGGCUUAUACCAACAAAGGAGAAGUAUGAAGAAAUACGAGAACAUAUUUUAGAAAAUCCCUUUGUUUGUGUGACAGCUCGUGAAUGGCGGCCUGAUAUCUCGUGUGAUGAUCCAACGGAUAUCUCUCAAGAUGGUAGCCGGCUUUGGGCAAUUGAUAAACCAAACAUCGCUCAACCUCCUCCAGGCUGGCAAAGGCUUCUACGAAUUAGAGGUGAAGGAAGUACCAAAUUUGCAGACAUCUACUAUCAAGCACCAACAGGAAAGAGACUGCGGUCAAUGGUGGAGGUGCAGAAGUACUUGAUUGAACAUCCCGAGUAUGCAACAGGAGUAAACUUGUCUCGAUUUUCAUUUCAGAUCCCCAAGCCUUUACAGGAAGACUAUGUGAGAAAGCGCCCUGCCCGUCAGACAGCCUCACAUGGUAAUGAAGUGAAUCUGCUAGUUUGGGCUGGUCCAGAUGAUACAGAAGUGGAGCAGGGACACCUAGCGCUUCCACCUCCUACUGCUGAGGCCUCUGUUUCUUAUUCACCUAAUCGGCCUGCUAAGCAGGCUAGGAGAACCCCACCAGAACAGAUGUACCUAAGCAAGCAUGUUAGCAAGGUAGAAAAGGCCAGUCUGUCAAGAAAUAGCAAUUAUGAUCAGUGAGACUCGGACCGUAUCGAAUAUCUCUCUGACUAUUUUGUUCAUGUUUGCUGGGUGGUAUGCUGGACUAAAUUUAAAGUCAUAUGACAUUUUAUUUGUAUAAGAUAUGGGGAACUUAGUCAUACAACUAUACAUGUAUGAAGGGGCCUUUUGAUUAUUCUUUCAUUUUUGGGCUGAAAAUUUAUUUUUGGUUCU
This is a messenger RNA of Hibiscus syriacus, 1648 nucleotides long. Its product is annotated as methyl-CpG-binding domain-containing protein 2-like. The transcript is spliced from 6 exons. Lineage: Eukaryota; Viridiplantae; Streptophyta; Magnoliopsida; Malvales; Malvaceae. Bases 467 to 1456 code for a protein of 329 amino acids. The record is from RefSeq and is a predicted model, not a curated record. Gene Ontology annotation, molecular function: DNA binding; zinc ion binding.